AAACGGGGUGUGAGGGUUAACCUGGAGGUUUCAAGAGGUAUGAAACAUCAAUUUUACGAGCUGAGCAUCGUAAUUUGUAAGUGGGCCAAUUGAGUCGGUGUCCUUCGAAACCACGCAAAUUGAGUGGCCUCAAGAGGUAGAAUUCUAAUUUUUUUUAUCUCGCUUAGGCCCAAUGCAUCAUUGGGCCAACCCUGAAGCUAGUCCUCUCAUCACUUCUGGGUUAACAAAGUUCAAGGCAAAAGAUCCAUCACACCCGGACAAUAAGAACAAACAGUGAAAUAAAAUGGCCACGUGGCCUUUGAACCCUCACCCGGCUUUGCCGGGAACCGCUGCCUCCACCGCAGCAUCCGCCGCCGGCUGUUCAUCGAUUUCACGAUGCUGUCCGUCUGUCUCCUUCCAGUAUCCUCUUUGCCACCGUACGAAGAGCUUCUUAUUACUCCCGCCGCCCCAAUUUCACCGUUCAUUUCACCGGCCCGCCGCAAAUCGUACUGAUCGGUCUCUCCGCUGCUCCUCCGGUUCUCCCAGGCCGCAGCCUGAUCCUCCUGACCGAGGAAAAUCAUCUUCAGGUGCUGAAGAAAUUGUGUCUAAAGUUCAGAACAGAGUGCAGAUCUUCUUUGCUGUAUUAUUUUGGAUGUCUCUUUUCUUCUGGUAUUCUAUUUGGGAUGGGAGAAAUGAUGGGAGACCAACCAAGAGUUCUCGGUUUAGACGAUGAUUAAGGCUCUGUUUGGUAACGAAAUCUCUGCUCCAUGAAUAAGUAGCUGCUUGUAAAUUUAGUUCUUUCAUAGGAAUGGAUCAAUGGAUGUUACCAAACACUUUUUUAACUUUUAAUGUCUAGAUCUAGUAACACCAGCUAAAUAACAUUUAGAAAGUGUUUGUCAUUGAUUAAAAUUUUCUGAACUUG
This is a messenger RNA of Cuscuta campestris, 901 nucleotides long. Lineage: Eukaryota; Viridiplantae; Streptophyta; Magnoliopsida; Solanales; Convolvulaceae. The record is from the annotation of a GenBank genome assembly.